AUGUUGGAGAGGUGGAGCGGCGGCUACGGCCAAUCGCGGCGGAGUUUGGAUGUCGGGAGUCGCCAUGUCCACUGUCCACAGAGCUACGAAAUGGGGAGCAUUCGAUGGGGUUUAAGAAAAUUUCGUGGUGAAAAGUAUGAAUUCCCGCUCCAACUAAACGACUCGUUACUCCUCGACCGGAAACCAAACUCCUCGACGACACAACUACAGAGCUUCGUAAAAUUCGCCGACAAUCUACUCAAUGUCACCCUCCGUAAAGCCAUCUCCGUACAAUCCCUAGUCGUAUUCUGCAAAAGGCUCGACGAUGCACGUCCUGUCGCCGCCUGGAUUUCCUCCGCGUUGCUCCUCGGCAUACAGAGAUUGGACGUCCACAUCAGCAGCCGGCUCAGGCACCCGUCCGCUUUGCUCCACAGCCUUAAUGGGUCCAAUCUUGGUGCACUUUACCUGUGGGUCGAUCUCGGGCCCAGGCCCAACCCAAUUCCAAAUGGGCUCGUUUUCAGUUUCCCCAAACUAAAAGUCCUAGCUUUCCACUGCACGAGUUUCAAACUUGUUAACUCGGUUUUAUCGGGCUGCCCUGUGCUUGAGGUCUUAGUCGUGAACUGCGAUCCUUCUUGCUUCCAGGAAGAAAGGCUUUUGAUACGUGUUCCUUCGCUUAAGGUUCUGUGGUUGCGUAACACGAUGAACGUUAUUUUCUGCGUGCUCCAGCUCGAUUCCCCUGGCCUUUUGCACUUCUAUCAUUAUGGGUACAUGCCGGUUUUUUAUCCGGCUAUGAAAAUGAGACCCAUUUCCGCCACUCCUUGCAGCAAAUCCUCCGGGAUUCUCAGGACCUCGUUCUUCGAAGAAACGCCGCCCGGACCCACAGGGAAGGAGCCAAGACGGGACGAUACCUCGAGUGUCGCUGCAGAGGCCGCUCCCUCUACGACAAAGAAUGGAGCUAGUGGGGCCCCGACAGUGGCAGCCGCGGGCGAGACUCAAUACGGGCCAUGGAUGAGAGCCAAAAUGGGCACCAGACCCCAACUGUGGCUAAAAAAGGGAGACCCCAGCACCCACCAUAAGAGCAACAGGGUUGGCGGUGAAGUCUCGGGCUCGAGAUUUGCCUCGCUGGCAGAUGCAGAGGGGGAUGAGUUGAACACCGACCACGUAGCUCCCACAGCUGCCCAGGCAUUUACGAGUCUUACCAAGGGUAAAGGCGUGUUUGAGGCACCGGUGACGAGCUUUCAAGCAGGUCGAGGGGGUGCUACUAGGACGGUAAACCAUGGGGAAUCAUCUUCCACGGGUAAUGGCGGUUGGCAGCUGGUCAGGAACAAAAAUGGUAAGACCGGGAGAGUAGGUAGUGACAACUCUGUGAUUCGCAAGGGUAAGAAAGACGUGUCCACUACCGUGCCGAUUGUGAAACCAAAUAGCACUAAAGGAUCAGCUCACAUGCGUGCGGAAGACCAUAACCAAACUGCUGGUGCACAAACCAACCACCAUAUGAACCCACUUCAUGGUUCUAUCUCCCAAAACGUGUUUUAG
Molecule: messenger RNA, 1515 nt
Organism: Striga hermonthica
Lineage: Eukaryota; Viridiplantae; Streptophyta; Magnoliopsida; Lamiales; Orobanchaceae
Source: the annotation of a GenBank genome assembly